Molecule: messenger RNA, 960 nt
Organism: Sporothrix brasiliensis 5110
Lineage: Eukaryota; Fungi; Ascomycota; Sordariomycetes; Ophiostomatales; Ophiostomataceae
Product: short chain dehydrogenase/reductase
Exons: 1
Coding region: 1-960 (319 amino acids)
Source: RefSeq, a predicted model, not a curated record
AUGCCGACCAACGUCGACAUCGACCCCGCCGUGCUGGCGGCCGCCGCCGGUCAGACUGUCAUUAUCACGGGCGCAGCCGGCGGCAUCGGCGCCGCGACGGCCGUCCUUUUCAGCGAGCACGGCGCCAACGUCGUCAUUGCCGACCUGGCAAGCGCCCGCACAGCUGCGACCGAAACGCUAAUCCCGUCGCUCGCGCACCCCGAGCGCGCCGUCUUUGUGCCCGUCGACAUCUUGAACUGGGCCGACAUGCAGGCGCUGUUCAAGACGGCCGUCGCCACGUUUGGGCGCGUCGACGUGGUCGUGGCCAACGCCGGCAUCAUGGAGACGGCGCCGGUGCUCGACAUGGACGCCGUCGACGCGGCGGGCGAUCUGCUCGAGAGCCGCGAGGCGUUCCAGGUGCUGGACGUCAACAUCAAGGGGACGCUGAACACGAUCCGCCUGGGAAUCCACACGAUGCGGCGCAACGAACGGAAGCACAACGCAAAGGAUGCAGACGCAAAAGACUUGGUGGCCGGCAGCAUUGUGCUCAUCGCGUCGACGUCGGGCUACUUUGGCGGCACCAGCGUCGCCGGCUACAUCACGUCGAAGCACGGCGUCGUCGGCCUGCUGCGGUCGUGCCGCGCGACGGCCACCCAGCACGGCAUCCGCAUCAACGCCGUGGCGCCCUUCUUCACGCCCACACACAUCACGGCCAGCUACGCCGAGGCGUGGCAGGCCGCCGGGCUCGAGGCCAACACGCCCCGCGACGUGGCCGGCGUCAUCGCCCAGCAGGCGCUCAACACGCAGGUGACGGGCACCUGCGUGCUGGCGUGCGGCCGCAUCCGGCGCGAGCUGGAGACGACGCGGGCGGCGCUCGUGGGCCAGUGGAUGGGCGAGGACGUGACGGACCUGAUGGCCAGGGCGGGCCAGCUGUUUGCGGAACUGGGCGGCUAUCCCCUGCCAAAGAAGAGGGAGGCGUGA